Molecule: messenger RNA, 843 nt
Organism: Serinus canaria (Common canary)
Lineage: Eukaryota; Metazoa; Chordata; Aves; Passeriformes; Fringillidae
Product: serine/threonine-protein kinase pim-1-like
Exons: 5
Biological process (GO): protein autophosphorylation; negative regulation of apoptotic process
Cellular component (GO): cytoplasm
Molecular function (GO): protein serine/threonine kinase activity; ATP binding
Source: RefSeq, a predicted model, not a curated record
UCAAGGAUACGGAGCGCUGACAGCCGCGUCUCGCCCGCAGGGAAGGCCCUGCAGGAGCGGUACCGGCUGGGUUCGCUGCUGGGGCGCGGCGGCUUCGGCAGAGUCUUCGCGGCCACGCGGCUCUCGGACGGCGCCCCGGUGGCCAUCAAAGGGGUGCCACGGAACCGCGUCCGGCACUGGGGCGAGCUGCCCGACGGCACCAGCGCACCGUUGGAGAUCGUGCUGCUGGCCAAGGUGUCCACCGGCUUCCCCGGUGUGGUGCAGCUGCUGGAGUGGCUCGAGCUCCCCAGAUACAUCGUGAUGGUGCUGGAGCGGCCAGAGCGGUGUCAGGACCUGCGGCAUUUCAUUCGGGCACGGCGGUUGCUGCCCGAGGAGGUGGCGCGGGAGCUGUUCCGCCAGGUGCUGGAGGCCGUGCGGCACUGCACCAGCUGCGGGGUCCUGCACCGCGACAUCAAACCAGCGAACAUCCUGGUUGACCUGGACACCGGGCAGGCCAAGCUGAUCGACUUUGGCUGUGGCACCUACCUGCAAGACACAGCAUACACUCACUUUGCAGGAACACGAUCAUACAGCCCCCCGGAAUGGACCCAGCUGGGCUGGUACUAUGGCGAGGCAGCAACGCUCUGGUCCCUGGGCAUCCUGCUGCACCAGAUGGUCUGCGGGGAGCACCCUUUCAGGAGGGGCCAGAACAUCACCUGGGACCAUCAGCUCUCGCUGCCACAAAGGCUCUCUCAAGAGUGCCAAGAUCUGAUCAGGUGGUGUUUAUCCGUGCACUUCUUGGACAGACCCACAUUAGAAGACCUGCUCUGUGAUCCUUGGGUGCAGGAUAUUCCUCAUCCGUAG